Messenger RNA from Darwinula stevensoni, 1410 nucleotides. NCBI's taxonomy places the organism in Eukaryota, Metazoa, Arthropoda, Ostracoda, Podocopida, Darwinulidae. The record is from the annotation of a GenBank genome assembly.
AUGGACUGGACCUUAAUGAAGCGUGGAAUAUCCUUCGUCCCAACAGAAAACUGCGUGGACCUGCCGAGCGGUUGCUUCGAACCCAAGAGCUAUAUCAGGUUGGAAGGGUUGAACAUCGGGGAAGCCAUUAUCAUGUUGGGGUGCUCGGGUUUCUUCUGGUUCGUCUGCCUCUUCCUCCUCGAGCAUCGGUACCUGCAGCGACUAUGGGGCAAGCUCAUAACGCAUAUGGUGGCGGAUUGUUUCGAGAAUACUCAAGAGGACGAGGAUGUGCUCUACGAGAAAGAACGGAUCCAGGACCUUUUCCAAAGAGGAGAGACGGAGAAGGACGCCCUUCUGGCAGUGGGUCUAACCAAAUCCUUCAAACGCUUCGUUGUCGUGGAUUGCUUGAACAUCGGGGUCCACCACGGCGAGUGCUUCGGGCUGCUGGGCGUGAACGGGGCAGGGAAGACGACGACGUUUAAAAUGCUGACCGGAGCGGAGGUCAUUACCUCGGGCGGGUCGUGCAUCAUGGGAUAUAACCUUGGCGUGAAUCGCAGAAAGUACCUGUCUCAUGUGGGCUAUUGCCCUCAAUUCGAUGCUCUGGUGAAUGUGAUGACCGCAAAGGAGACCCUGCUGAUGUAUGCCCGACUUCGAGGUAUUCCGGAAUCCGUCGCUGAACAACACGUCGACUCUCUGAUUGACCAACUUGGACUAACGGAAUACAAGGACAAGCACUGCGGGACAUACAGCGGAGGAAACAAGCGGAAACUGAGCACAGCCAUCGCCAUGGUGGGGGAGCCGCCUCUGCUGUUCCUGGACGAGCCGACUUUAGGCGUGGAUCCCAUCUCCAGGCGCAAGAUCUGGAAUGCCCUUGUUGACUGCAUCAAAAAUGGCCAGAGCAUUGUGCUCACCUCCCAUAGCAUGGAGGAAUGCGAGUACUUAUGUCACCGACUCGGGAUCAUGGUGAACGGGCGGUUCCGCUGCCUGGGUAGCCCACAGUACCUCAAGGACAAGUACUGUCAGGGGUAUACCAUCAAGGUGAAGACGAGGAUGACUGCGUCGGCAGAGAAGCUGGAAGAGCUCAAAACUUUCCUCGUUCAAACCUUUGGAGGAUCCUUCCUUCGUGACGAACAUAUAGUAAUGCUGAACUUCCUAGUGGAACGCCGGGAUGUGACCUGGGCCCAGCUCUACUCGACUGUGAGGGAGAUGAAGACGAGAUUCGAAGACGUGGUCGAGGAUUCUUUAGUCGGGAAAACGAGUCUGGAGGAUGUUUUCCUUUCCUUCACCAGUGAGCAGGUCCAGCAGAGGCCGAAGGUCAAGUGCCGACUCUGCCUUGGCUGCGGCAAGUCCCAGUGAUAACCAACUGGAAUAAAAAAUUUUCAGUGGAAUCAUUAUCUUUCUCAUUCGUCCGCCCUGGUAUUCUUAUUGCAU